CUUUGCUAAUUCUUCUAGGGAGUUAACUCUGCCAUCGGAGAUGGAGUACAGGACUCAGCUACCACAUCCUGAGUGACCAAAUCCUUUAAUACAAAAUGGAGAAGAAGCGUAGAAAGAAAUGAGCCUGUUUGUUAGGCUUUACCUCAAAAGACCAUGAAAUCUCUACUUAUUUUGGACACAGCUUUAAGAAUAUCCAGUUGAUCAGCACAGUGAAAGCAACGUUUACUGAAACAAAAAUGAACUAGUAUAUAAAGAAGAAAAUUGUGAUUUGAAUAUAUGGAAUUUUUGGAAUGAAACCAUUUUCUUCUAUGACCAUGAAGUUUGCAAACAUCUGGUUUGUUCUGGUUGUUAUUUUACUCUGUGGCAAAAAACACUUCGGUACCAGACUAGGGAAUUCCUCUCAUGAGGCUCACAUAUGUUCUGGAUGUUCUCGCCUUACUUUGAAAGUGGAAUUUACUUCAACAGUCGUGGAGCAUGAGUAUAUUGUGGCUUUUAAUGGAUACUUCACAGCUAAAGCUAGAAGUAAAUUUAUUUCAAGUGCACUAAAAAGUAGUGAUAUUGAGAACUGGAGGAUUGUACCUCGCAACAACCCAGCCAGUGACUAUCCUAGCGAUUUUGAAGUCAUUCAGAUCAAUGAGAAACAGAAAGAUGGAGUACUGACACUGGAAGGUCAUCCAAACAUCAAGCGUGUUACACCUCAGCGGAAGGUCUUCCGAUCGCUCAAAUAUUCAGAGUCUGAUCCAGUGUUGCACUGCAAUGAAACCAGAUGGACUCAAAAAUGGCAGUCGUCUCGUCCCUUGAGAAGAGCAAGUCUUUCUUUAGGUUCUGGCUUCUGGCAUGCAACAGGUCGGCACUCGAGUAGGCGUUUGCUGAGAGCUAUCCCACGCCAGGUUGCUCAGACCUUGCAAGCAGAUGUCCUCUGGCAAAUGGGUUACACAGGUGCUGGUGUAAGAGUAGCCGUGUUUGACACUGGUCUGAGUGAGAAACAUCCACAUUUCAAAAAUGUAAAGGAGAGAACAAACUGGACUAACGAGAGAACCUUGGAUGACGGUUUAGGCCAUGGGACUUUUGUAGCAGGUGUCAUAGCCAGCAUGAGAGAAUGCCAGGGAUUUGCUCCAAAUGCAGAACUGCACAUUUUUAGAGUGUUCACCAAUAACCAGGUCUCAUAUACAUCUUGGUUUCUGGAUGCCUUUAAUUAUGCAAUUUUAAAGAAGAUAGAUGUAUUGAAUCUAAGUAUUGGUGGGCCAGACUUCAUGGACCAUCCAUUUGUUGACAAG
This is a messenger RNA of Leptosomus discolor (cuckoo roller), 1277 nucleotides long. The record is from RefSeq and is a predicted model, not a curated record. Lineage: Eukaryota; Metazoa; Chordata; Aves; Leptosomiformes; Leptosomidae.